Messenger RNA from Onychostruthus taczanowskii (white-rumped snowfinch), 7865 nucleotides. RefSeq names its product sodium voltage-gated channel alpha subunit 4 (gene SCN4A). The transcript is spliced from 26 exons. The record is from RefSeq and is a predicted model, not a curated record. Bases 395 to 5923 code for a protein of 1842 amino acids. Gene Ontology annotation, molecular function: voltage-gated sodium channel activity; protein binding. Gene Ontology annotation, biological process: sodium ion transmembrane transport; neuronal action potential; membrane depolarization during action potential. Gene Ontology annotation, cellular component: voltage-gated sodium channel complex; plasma membrane; axon. NCBI's taxonomy places the organism in Eukaryota, Metazoa, Chordata, Aves, Passeriformes, Passeridae.
UCCCACCUCCCCUCCACGUCCCCGCGUCCCUUGGGGUGCCGGAGCCGGCCCAGAGCCGCCGGCACACCUGGGGCGCUGCGCCGUGCCCGGGCAGGGCUGCCCGCGGCCGGGGGCGAUGGCACCGCGGGGCUCCGGCCCCGCCAGCGCCGUGAUUGGCGCGGCACGGAACGAAUGCCACAGCUGAGCCGGGACAGGCUACCUGAAGGAGCCCGCAUGUCCUCAGGUUUCACUCAUGACCAUCUGACAGCAGCAGCAGCUGCGCUGCCAACUCGCCGAGCCAAAGCGUCCAGGAGUCGAAGGAGAGGGAAAUUCUGGCCCUAAAAGGUCUCUCCUUGGGAUUUCGCACUCUCCACCCAACAGCUGGGCGCGGCUGGCCCGGGAGCAGAAUGAGAGGAUGGCCGGCCUGCCGCACAUCCCGGGCCCCGAGAACCUGCGCCCCUUCACCCCGGCCUCGCUGGCCGCCAUCGAGCAGCGCAUGGCCGAGGCCGAGGCGCUCCGGAUAAAGCGGCAGCAGGUGGAGAUGCCUGAGGAAGAGGAGGUCAAGCCCAGCAGUGACCUGGAAGCCGGCAAGAACUUGCCCCUCAUCUAUGGUGACCCACCCGUGGAGCUGAUCGGGACCCCCCUGGAGGACCUGGACCCUUUCUACAAGGACAAGAAGACGUUCAUAGUCCUUAACAAGGGCAAGUCCAUCUUCCGCUUCUCGGCCACCCCUGCCCUCUACAUGCUGGGGCCCUUCAACCCCAUCCGCAGAGGAGCCAUCAAAGUCCUCAUCCAUUCAUUAUUCAGCAUGUUCAUCAUGAUCACCAUUUUAACUAACUGCGUCUUUAUGACGCUGAGCAACCCCCCGGCAUGGUCCAAGAACGUGGAAUACGCCUUCACUGGGAUCUACACCUUUGAGUCUCUCAUCAAGAUCCUCUCAAGAGGCUUCUGCAUCGAUGACUUCACAUUCCUGCGUGACCCGUGGAAUUGGCUGGACUUCAUGGUCAUCUCCAUGGCCUACAUUACCGAGUUCGUGGACCUGGGGAACAUCUCCGCUCUCAGGACCUUCCGUGUCCUCCGUGCCUUGAAAACGAUCACGGUGAUACCAGGGCUGAAGACGAUUGUGGGGGCUCUGAUCCAGUCGGUGAAGAAGCUCUCGGACGUGAUGAUCCUCACGGUUUUCUGCCUGAGCGUCUUCGCCCUCAUCGGCCUCCAGCUCUUCAUGGGCAACCUCCGGCAGAAGUGUGUGCGCUGGCCUCCCCCCAACAGCACCUUCCUGCAGGAUCUGGGGCUGGACAAUGACACUUCGGCCAACUCCACCUUCUACGACUUCAUGGAUGACUUCACCGGGAACUUCACGGGGAACUUCACGGGGAACUUCACCGGGAACGACACCUUUGACUUCGAGGCCUACAUCAGCGAUGAAGCCAAUUACUACUUCCUGGAGGGAGCCCUGGAUGCCCUGCUCUGCGGGAACAGCAGCGACGCUGGGAAGUGCCCCAAGGGCUACGAGUGCAUGAAGGCUGGCAGGAACCCCAACUAUGGCUACACCAGCUACGACACCUUCAGCUGGGCCUUCCUGGCCCUCUUCCGCCUCAUGACGCAGGACUUCUGGGAGAACCUCUUCCAGCUGACACUGCGGGCAGCAGGGAAAACCUACAUGAUCUUCUUCGUGGUGGUCAUCUUCCUGGGCUCCUUCUACCUCAUCAACCUCAUCCUGGCCGUGGUGGCCAUGGCCUAUGCUGAGCAGAACGACGCCACCAUGCUGGAGGAGCAGCAGAAGGAGGAGGAAUUCCAACAGCUCAUGGAGCAGCUGAAGAAGCAGCAAGAGGAGCAGGAAAGGCUGUUGCAGGAGCGCUCGUCCAGCAGCGAUUCCCUGCCCAGCAGCGUGGCCGGGAAGGGGCACGACUCCGACGUGAACAGCGACCAGGACAAGGCCAAGGACUGCAAUGGGCAGGUGGUGCCCAAGAUCACCCUGCAGAGAUCCGACACCGUGGUUGAUUUCAACCCCCAUGAGCCGGAGAAGCCAGACCUCAACCACCUCACUGUGGGCAACCAGGAUGGGCCAGGGCUGGAGAAGAGGGUGGGAAGUGCCAUCAGUGUCAUCUCCAAUGCUGUGGAAGAGCUGGAAGAAGCUCACCAGAAAUGUCCACCCUGGUGGUACAAAUUCGCCCACACAUUCCUGGUCUGGAAUUGCUGCCGCCCGUGGGUGAAGCUGAAGGAGUUUGUCAAGCUGGUGGUGAUGGACCCCUUCGUGGACCUCGGCAUCACCAUCUGCAUCGUGCUCAACACUCUCUUCAUGGCCAUGGAGCACUACCCCAUGACGGAGGAGUUUGAGAACGUGCUGAGCGUGGGGAACCUGGUCUUCACAGGGAUCUUCACGGCAGAGAUGGUCCUGAAGCUCAUUGCUCUGGAUCCCUACGAGUAUUUCCAGCAGGGCUGGAACAUCUUUGACAGCUUCAUCGUCACUCUGAGCCUGGUGGAGCUGGGCCUAGCCAACGUGCAGGGGCUCUCCGUGCUCCGCUCCUUCCGCCUGCUGAGGGUUUUCAAGCUGGCCAAGUCCUGGCCCACUCUCAACAUGCUCAUCAAGAUCAUCGGCAACUCCGUGGGUGCCCUGGGCAACCUCACGCUGGUUCUGGCCAUCAUCGUCUUCAUCUUCGCCGUGGUGGGGAUGCAGCUCUUUGGCAAGAGCUACAUCGAGUGCGUGUGCAAGAUCUCUGUGGACUGCACCCUGCCCCGCUGGCACAUGAACGACUUCUUCCACUCCUUCCUCAUUGUUUUCCGCAUCCUCUGCGGGGAGUGGAUCGAGACCAUGUGGGACUGCAUGGAGGUGGCGGGCCAGACCAUGUGCCUCAUCGUCUUCAUGAUGGUCAUGGUCAUCGGCAACCUCGUGGUGCUGAACCUGUUCCUGGCUCUGCUGCUGAGCUCCUUCAGCGCCGACAGCCUGGCGGCGUCGGACGAUGACGGGGAGCUGAACAACCUGCAGAUCGCCAUCGGCCGCAUCACGCGCGGCAUUGCCCUCGCCAAGGCCACGCUGCUGGCGCUGCUGCGCCGCCUCUGGAAGGGCAAGAAGGUGGCACCGGAGGAAGAGCAGGACCCCAGCAAGAGGGACAACUCCGUGCUCAACCACGUGGACACGGCCCUGGAGCCCAAGUCAGGGUACCUGGAUGGCAUCACGGGCAAGGAGCACAUCUUCAUGGAUGAGCUGGACCACAUGAACUUCAUCAACAACCCCAACCUGACGGUGCAGGUCCCCAUCGCCUCUGAGGAGUCCGACCUCUACGAGGAGACCAGCACCCAGUCUGACACCGAGGACACCACCAAGAACCCCCUGUGCAGCGACAACGCCUCGUCCGUGUGCAGCACGGUGGAUUACAAACCCCCCGCGCCCGAGGAGGAGGAGGUGGCAGAGGAGGCUGAGGAGGGCAACGAGCCCGAGGAGUGUUUCACUGAAGGCUGUGUGAAGAAGUUCCCCUGCCUCUACGUGGACAUCACCAGUGAGAAGGGGAAGACUUGGUGGAACCUCAGGAAAACCUGCUUCCGCAUCGUGGAGCACGACUGGUUCGAGACCUUCAUCGUCUUCAUGAUCCUCCUCAGCAGUGGGGCUCUGGCUUUCGAGGACAUCUACAUCGAGCAGCGCAAGGUGAUCCGCACCAUCCUGGAAUACGCAGACAAGGUCUUCUCCUACAUCUUCGUCAUCGAGAUGCUGCUCAAGUGGGUGGCCUAUGGCUUCAAGGUGUACUUCACCAAUGCCUGGUGCUGGCUGGAUUUCCUCAUCGUGGAUGUGUCCCUGGUCAGCCUGACAGCAAACUGGCUGGGAUACUCUGAGCUGGGAGCCAUCAAAUCCCUGCGGACACUGAGGGCUCUGCGACCCCUGCGUGCUCUGUCCCGCUUUGAGGGCAUGAGGGUGGUGGUGAACGCCCUGGUGGGUGCAAUCCCCUCCAUCAUGAACGUCCUGCUUGUCUGCCUCAUCUUCUGGCUGAUCUUCAGCAUCAUGGGGGUGAACCUGUUCGCAGGCAAGUACUACAGGUGUGUCAACACCACCACCGGGGAGCUCUUCGACAUCGACGUGGUCAACAACAAGAGCGACUGCAUGGCCCUGCUCCACACCAACGAGGUCAGAUGGGUCAACGUCAAGGUCAACUUCGACAACGUGGGCUUGGGAUACCUGUCCCUGCUGCAGGUGGCAACCUUCAAAGGCUGGAUGGACAUCAUGUAUGCAGCCGUGGACUCACGUGAGAUUGAAGAGCAGCCACAGUACGAGAUCAACCUCUACAUGUACAUCUACUUCGUCAUCUUCAUCAUCUUCGGUGCCUUCUUCACCCUGAACCUCUUCAUCGGCGUCAUCAUCGACAACUUCAACCAGCAGAAGAAAAAGUUUGGAGGCAAAGACAUCUUCAUGACAGAAGAGCAGAAGAAAUACUACAACGCCAUGAAGAAGCUGGGCUCCAAGAAACCCCAGAAGCCCAUCCCCAGGCCAGCGAACAAAUUCCAAGGGAAGGUGUUUGACUUUGUUACCAAGCAAGUGUUUGACAUCACCAUUAUGAUCCUGAUUUGCCUGAACAUGGUGACCAUGAUGGUGGAAACAGAUGACCAGAGCGAGCUCAAAACCUCUGUCCUCUACAAGAUAAACCUGGUCUUCAUCGUCAUCUUCACCGGCGAGUGUGUGCUCAAGAUGUUUGCCCUGCGCCACUACUUCUUCACUGUGGGCUGGAACAUCUUUGACUUCGUGGUGGUUAUCCUCUCCAUCCUAGGUAUCGUCCUCUCAGACAUCAUCGAGAAGUACUUUGUGUCCCCCACCCUCUUCAGGGUCAUCCGGCUGGCGAGGAUCGGCCGCGUGCUGCGGCUGAUCCGAGGCGCCAAAGGCAUCCGGACACUCCUCUUUGCCCUGAUGAUGUCCCUGCCCGCCCUGUUCAACAUUGGCCUCCUGCUCUUCCUCGUCAUGUUCAUCUACUCCAUCUUCGGCAUGUCCAACUUCGCCUACGUCAAGAAGGAGUCGGGGAUCGAUGACAUCUUCAAUUUCGAAACCUUCGGGAACAGCAUGAUCUGCCUCUUUCAGAUCACCACGUCAGCAGGGUGGGAUGGGCUCCUCAACCCCAUCCUCAACAGCGGCCCCCCGGACUGCGACCCUGAGCUGGAGAACCCCGGGAGUUCAGUGAAAGGAGACUGUGGGAACCCCGCCAUCGGCAUCUUCUUCUUCUGCAGCUACAUCAUCAUCUCCUUCCUCAUCGUGGUGAACAUGUACAUCGCCAUCAUCCUGGAGAACUUCAGCGUGGCCACAGAGGAGAGCAGCGAGCCCCUCUGUGAAGAUGAUUUUGAAAUGUUUUAUGAAACUUGGGAGAAGUUCGACCCAGAUGCCACCCAGUUCAUCGCCUACAGCACCUUGUCUGACUUUGUGGACACCUUGCAGGAGCCACUCAGAGUUCCCAAACCCAACAAGAUCAAACUCAUCACCAUGGAUCUACCAAUGGUUGCUGGGGACAAAAUCCACUGCCUAGACAUCCUCUUUGCUCUGACUAAGGAAGUGCUGGGAGACUCGGGAGAGAUGGAUGCCCUGAAGGCCACCAUGGAGGAGAAGUUCAUGGCUGCCAACCCCUCGAAGGUUUCCUAUGAACCCAUCACCACCACCCUGAAGAGGAAGCACGAGGAGGUGUGUGCCACCAAGAUCCAGAGGGCUUUCCGGAGGUACCUCCUGAGGCGCUCGGUGAAGCAGGCGUCCUACAUGUACAGGCACAGCCAGGACGAGCUGGGCGAGGACGCACCCGAGAAGGAAGGGCUGAUCGCCACCAAAAUGCAGGAGAUCUAUGGGAACACUGGGACAGAUGUGGACACAGCCCCUGCCCUGGGCCUUGAGCCCAUUCCCAGCUCAGAGAUGCCCCAGGAUGCUCCUGAGGAAGCACAGGCUUGGGUUAAGGAACACGUGGUGAAAGAGUCGCUGGUGUAACACGAGGAGAUUCCACUACUGGCCCAGCCUGAAAAGACUUCAUUUGUAUCUCCUGUUCAAAGCUCUUCCAUGCACAGAUCUCUAGAUCUUAGAUAUUGAGCUAAUUUCAGACAUUUCAAGCAACCACCUUGAAUUUCAAAGCAGGAUCUCCUCCUGAUCCUGGGUUUUACAGCCCACUGCACUUGCAAAGAGUUAAAUUCUUUUUCUUAUGAGAACUCAAAUGUGAAAUCUGUUGUCGGUGAAAGAGAAACAAGUUAGUUUUGAAAUAAUCUCAUCAUGGUAACGAUGGUUUUCAGGCGUGAACAGAAGAGUAUGGUUGUCCUUUCACUUAAAGUAAUUAUUUAUUAAUGUUAUUUCACAAUUAAGAGAUUUUCCUGUAUUUUAUUCUUCCAGAGUGCAGCCAAGCAACCAGUAAAGAUGAGCCAAGUGAAAUAAUAUUAAGAAUAAUUACGGAAAACAGAAGGUUUUGUGAACAAAAAUCUCCAAAGUCUUAAAGUAGCACCUUUCUUUUGAACCUCUGAAUAAGCUUGAUGAUCAUUUUUUGUUACAUACAAGAGAAAGUGCAAUUAUGUCUUAAAAAUUGGUUUGCAAAGCCAAAGCAAAGCAUCUGCAGAUUUGUUCUCAGGGUUAAAUAUCAGGUUUUCAAGGUCUCUGAAUAUGCAUUGAAAGCAGAAAUCAUUCAGGUCUUUGUAGGACGAAUGUAAACACUAUUUAUAGUCAGGUUUUACUCCCUUUUCCCAUUUCCAUCCAGGUUUUGUGGCAGGAAAGCAAUGGGCAAAGGUAGGAUUUGGAAAACAUCCUCCAAGAAUCCCUGGUCCCCGGGACAAAACUCUCCAGGGUUUUUUUUCUAGCCCUGUUGCAAGAGGAACCAUCCCACUGGAGUGCUCUUGGUUGGCAUUCCAAAUGUCCUCUUCGUUAGUGUUAAUUAAUGAGAUGCACCCCCAGGGAUCAGAGCAGAUGUUUGAACGAUGCUUUCUAUGCACUGCCUUAGGGGUGCCCUGAAUCCCACCCAAGCCUCAGAUGGCUGCAUGGAAUAAACAAUCCCAAUGGGGUGUGAAUCCCAAAAUCCUCAGGCAGAGCAUCCUUCCCUAGGCUGGGGCUGCAGAGAGGCCCUGGUGGCACGUUCUGAGUGGGCCAGGCAGGUCCUCACCAGGAAACAUCCAGGCAGAGGAGCGAUUUCCCAGGGGAAAACAGGAUUUGCUGUUCUUCACACAGGUGAGCAAAAGGAAAGUAAAUCAAGGAAAAUGGCCUGGGCACAGCUGUAGCUGCCCCUGGAUCCCUGGAAGUACCCAAGGCCAGGUUGGACAGGGCUUUGAGCACCCUGGCAUAGUGGAAGGUGUCCCUGCCCAUGGCAGGGGGUGGCACUGGAUGAGCUUUGAGGUCCUUCCAACCCAAACCAACCUGUGAUUCUGUGAAAAAUGGAGUUCACCUCUAAUCACCUUCUGCCUUCAAAAGGGAAAAAAACCCUCUUGAGAUAAAAACAAACAUGAACCAAAACCUCUUCCAGUUCAAACAAGGCUGUUCCUGAAGCCAAAGGCUCUGUCUUUUUGUACUCUGAUGAUUCUCUUCUCUUCCCGGGCUGCUUCGGGCGCUGCCAUCACAGGUGCCCCACGGCCAGGCUGGCCAGGAGCGGUGCUGAGCUUGGCUUGGACCCAGGAGCUGCCAGCCAGGUGGCAGAAGCAGGGGACACUCGGCUUGUCCCCUGUGCCUUCAUUUCCAUGCUGAUGCUCCCCGCAGCAGGAGCCCGAGCUGCUGUGGCCGGCGUUUCCGUGGGAAGCAUCCCUGGCAUGGCAGUCCCCGCCCGGACCGUGGUACACAAUCGAUGCUGCUUCUACGUUUGUGUCGUCGGGGAUGGGGAAAUGCCCCAGAGCAGGGUUUGUGUGAGCUAAAGCCGUUUUUCUUUGUACCUUUCUUACAAUAAACAACUGUAAAUGAUCUGGUA